AUGACGCCGGAGCCCCGGGGGUCACGUGGGGGCGAAAGGAAUGCAAACAAUGUAGCGAAUGUCCCAACUGUGCGGGGCUGCUGCUGCUGCUGCCGCCGCCGCAUUUCUGGGCGCGAGGCGGAGAAAGGCGAGAAGAAUGGAGAAGCAGCAGCAGCAGCAGUAUUAUUAUUAUUAUCAUUAUUAUUUCAGGGGCGCCUCCAGAAGCAUUAGUAUUAACAGGCGCGGGGAGAGAGCCGUGGAAGUUUCCCCUUGAUCCCUCCAGGAAAAAGCCCCUUUGGAGCCAGAGAAGGCUCUGAAAAACAGCAAGAUGGAAUGUCAGAGUUUCUCCCUGUCUUUAGGAACUUUAAAAACUGUGAAUUAAAGAAGAAUGAGUGUGUCUGCCCUUCAAGAUAUGUGUCAUGCCAGUUGCUUGCAAGGGACAGAUUAGGACAUAAAAGUGUGACAGUCCCUCCUUCAGAGAUUUGCAGUCCUUUACUGAAAUUGUAUUAAGGGAUUAUGCUUUACAGCAAAUUGAUGUCCUCAAGAACAGCCCCAAAUAUCCCUGCAAUUCUAUGCAACAGAAGCUGGUAUUUAUGCUGAAACAAAACUGGAUUAACCAUGAGGCCAAAGACUUUUCCUGCGACUACUUACUCCGGCAACAGCAGACAGAGACUGCAGGAAAUUCGGGAAGGUUUGAAACAACCUACCAAAUCUUUCAGUCAGGGAUUACCUGUUGGACCAGGUGGCAAAAGUUCUCUGGACACUAAAAUCGUACUUGGGAAAGAUAGUGCCAGGCAGCAGCAGCUGAGACCUUCUACUAAGUUUGGGCCUUACCAAAAGGCUCUGCGAGAAAUCAGCGCUUCGUUGUCACCUUUUGCAAAUGAGUUGGGCACCACCUCUGCAGCCAUUGAAGUCAACAGGCAAAUGCUACAGGAACUGGUGAAUGUGGGAUGCGAUCAGGAGAUGGCUAUAAGAGCUCUCAAACAGACUGGUAGUAGAAGCAUUGAAGCAGCUUUGGAAUACAUUAGCAAAAUGGGAUACUUGGACCCUAGAAAUGAACAAAUAGUCCGUGUAAUUAAACAGACUUCUUCAGGAAAGGGCAUUAUGCCAAACAAUGUGAGCCGUAGGCCAAGUUUUGAAGGAUCCAGUGAAUCGUUUCCGUCCUAUCACCAAAUGAGCAACCCAUCAUAUGAAGGGACAGGCUUUGGGGCAGAAGCUGCUAACAUGCUUGGUGAUGUUCCCAGGCCAUACAUGGACUACUUACUUUCUGCUUCACAGCCUGCAACUAUGAAUCCUCCAAUGCAAAGGCCAGCUGGCUUAGGUGCUCACAGUGCACCUAGCGGUCACCAGCAGAAAGCUUAUCCUGCCAACAUAGAUUCCUCUGUGAUCAAUUACUCCGUGGCUACUCAUAGUAGCCAAGCUUUACAACUCCAGGCUAGUCAUGGCUCAAACAGCCCGCACUACAGCAGGCAGCCUGUCAUGGUGCAGGGCGAGGCUCUUGGGUAUGGGAUUCAGCGGAGCCAGUCAUUUCAGAACAAGCUGCAGCAAGAGGGAGGAUAUCCAAGCCUUCCAAAUAAAGUCUCAGUUGCUCAGAGUAAUUCUGGGCAUGGCUUCCAACAAGCACCAGCUAAUCUGUAUAUGUUGCACUCCCAUCACAAGCAGCCAAUGCCAUCUUCUCACCCAAUGCAUGUGAUCAGUAGAGGGCCGGCAUUUCCAAACGAGUUUUCAGACAGCCCACCACCACCAGGUCUGUUGACACCAUCUAGAAAUAGUCUGAACAUGGACCUCUACGAUAUGAACAACUCUCAACUUCAGCAGUGGCAAGCCACCUCUUCCUCUUCGUCCUCUUCUUCUUCCCGCCGUGAUUCAUUGCAGAACCCAACUUUGGAAGCAUCUCCUCGGUCGCAUGUGCCCUUCAGGCCAGAUGCCUGUGUCCCCAGCAGGACUAAUUCUUUCAACAACCAUCAGCAGCAGAUACUGAGGCAAACUCCUCCAGGCAAAUCUGAUGCGUCUCCAAAUACCAUGACAGCAGUCACAUCUGCUCAUAUUCUCCAACCAGUGAAGAGCACACGCGUGAUGAGGCCAGAACCGCAGACUGCUGUAGGCCCUGCUCAUCCUGGCUGGUUAUCUGCACAGAAUUCAGCUAUGGACGGUUUAGGAAUGAUUGAACAGCACCCCCAUCCUGUUGGCGGAUCUAACACUUACCAACUGGAGGUUGAGUAUAGCAGCCAGGAGCUCAGGUGUCCUCCACCACCGUAUCCAAAGCAUUUGCUGCUACCCAAUAAUUCUGAGCAGUUCGAUAUCAACUCCUUGUGCGCAGGAAUGGAGCAGACCCUGCGGGUAGUCCCAAGCCCAGCCAGCAGCAAAGCUGAGGAGAAUGGAGAACGACAUGACAAAACGAAAACAGCCAAAGCCGAAAAACUAAGCAAGGAUAAAAAACAAAUCCAGACAUCCCCAGUGCCAGUCAGGAAGAAUGGCAAGGAUGAAGAGAAGAGAGAGUCGCGAAUUAAGAGUUACUCACCCUUUGCCUUUAAAUUCUACAUGGAGCAACAUGUGGAGAAUGUCAUAAAGACCUACCAGCAGAAAAUGAACCGUCGGCUGCAGUUGGAGCAAGAAAUGGCCAAGGCUGGCCUUUGUGAAGCAGAGCGGGAACAAAUGAGGAAAAUCCUCUACCAGAAGGAGUCCAACUACAAUCGGCUGAAGAGAGCUAAGAUGGACAAAUCCAUGUUUGUAAAAAUCAAGACUCUGGGCAUUGGUGCUUUUGGGGAAGUGUGCCUUGCCUGCAAAGUGGACACUCAUGCUUUGUAUGCCAUGAAAACCCUGAGGAAGAAAGAUGUGCUGAAUCGUAACCAGGUGGCCCAUGUCAAGGCCGAGAGAGAUAUCCUGGCAGAAGCUGACAAUGAAUGGGUCGUUAAGCUUUACUAUUCCUUCCAAGACAAAGAGAGUCUCUACUUUGUGAUGGACUACAUCCCUGGAGGAGACAUGAUGAGCUUGUUGAUUCGGAUGGAAGUCUUCCCAGAAAAGCUAGCCCGGUUUUAUAUCGCUGAACUCACACUGGCCAUUGAGAGCGUGCAUAAAAUGGGAUUUAUCCACAGAGACAUCAAGCCCGAUAACAUUCUGAUUGAUCUUGACGGACACAUCAAACUGACUGACUUUGGCCUCUGCACGGGAUUCCGAUGGACACAUAACUCAAAAUAUUAUCAGAAAGGGAGCCAUAUCCGGCAGGACAGCAUGGAGCCAAGUGAUCUUUGGGAUGAUGUAUCUAACUGUAGGUGUGGAGACAGAUUGAAGACCUUGGAACAGAGAGCCAAAAAGCAGCAUCAAAGAUGUUUGGCUCAUUCGUUAGUUGGCACUCCAAAUUACAUUGCACCAGAAGUUCUGCUACGUAAAGGCUACACUCAGCUUUGUGACUGGUGGAGCGUUGGUGUGAUCCUCUUUGAGAUGCUAGUAGGGCAGCCCCCCUUCCUGGCUCCUUCACCCACAGAAACCCAGCUCAAGGUGAUAAACUGGGAGAACACUCUACACAUUCCCUCCCAGGUCAAGCUGAGCCCUGAAGCAAGCGACCUUAUCACAAAAUUGUGUUGUGCUGCUGAAGACAGACUUGGAAGAAACGGGGCAGAUGACAUCAAGGCUCAUCCUUUCUUUGCCUCCAUGGACUUCUCGAUGGACAUCCGCAGGCAGCCCGCUCCCUACAUCCCAAAGAUCAGCCACCCAAUGGACACCUCCAAUUUUGACCCCAUUGAGGAAGACAAUCCUUGGGACGACGCUAGUGAAGACAGCACCAGGGCAUGGGAUCCACAGACUUCUUCUAGUGGGAAACAUACCGAACACGCCUUCUAUGAGUUCACUUUCCGGAGGUUCUUUGAUGACAAUGGAUACCCGUUCAGAUACCCAAAGCCUUCUGGACUGGAAGUAAGCCAGUCUGAGAAUUCAGAUGUUGAAAGCCAAGAUGGGCUGGAGCAGACUGGAGCCUGUCAACCUGUAUAUGUGUAAAUUGCUUACAGAGUUUUCUAAAAACCAAACACUUUAUAUACAAAUGUAGGGUCUUCCUCAUGUAACCCUUAGUUGGGAUAAGUUCCAUUUGUGAGCGAUACAAGUCUUGAAGAGACAAGAGACUUGCAGGCAAGGUUCUAAGUGCUAAAGACUCCAGUUAGGCCACUUAAUAAUGUAAAUAUAUAUAUUGAAGCAUUCACUUGAAAUCUGGCAAUUUAUUAUAAUUUCCAAGCAUGAGCUUGUUCCCCCUUCUUAACCAACAUGUCCAUAUAAAUUAGUGUAUUGCAUAUGCUAAACAUUUACAGGCUUCCACAGCAUCUUGCUAUUUUUUAUGUUUCAAGUAAGCAAAGAGCACUUAUUUUUGUUUAUAGCAGGGUUGUGUCUUUCCUACUAAAUUAUAGGGAUUAACUUUGACAAAUCAUGCUGCUGUUAAUUCUUUUCUCCUUUAAAAAAAAUUAUCCAUCGCACUUACGUCACACUUUUUAGGAAAUUACAUUAAGAUUGAAGAACAUGUAAUUAAAGGUCUCUGUGCAAUAAUGUUUAAUAAGAGAGAGAAAUGUCCACUGUCUAAUGUCCUAAAUUUACUGGUGCCAGUUGUAUCCGCGCCAUAAUCUUUGUGUGUAUGUUUCCGCAUUUCAAAAUCCUGAGACAAUUUUUGAAGCUGCUUUAUUUCCAAUUUUAAAACAAUUUUGGAAUUUAGUGUAAUCAGAGUGUGAGCAAGGGACAGUCAGGGUGUGCUUUCAGCGAUUGGUGUGGAGAAUGGUGCAUGAGCUGUGACUGGGGUGGGCUUUUGGGGUUUGAAAUGACCUUUUUCUUGCCAUUCACAGGCAGGCCCUGUGUAUCCAUUUUUUAAAAACUGAGGGUCUACAACUUUGGACCUUCGGAAUGCGUGUGCUGAUAAUGUAUUGUGUGGAUGGUUUUUCUGUUGUGAUUGUUUGCCACCAUUACAUGUUUUUAAAACAAAUUAUAAAGCUCUAAUUUUAGCAAUUGGUGGUGUGUGUAUAGGAGGAAGAGAUAGGUUGGUUUUAUUGAUUAUCUUGUUUUGACAGAAUAUUUAUCCUCCCAAAGAAGGGUAAAUCACAGAACAUUUAAAAAAAUAAAUCUGUGGCCAAUACCUACGGCACAUUCACAUAGUACAUGAGAUGCAGUGUUCAGUUGUUUGAAAGUCACCAUAUAGUAUUCAUGCAUGUGAUCAUUGUGAAAAUGUAUGGAAGGUAUAUAGACAAUAACCUGCGAACCUCUUGUGCCUUAAAUUUGAUUCAGGAGCCUUAUGUCCUUAGAUUUAUAGGAUUCCUCUGAUCAGUAAAGUUGAGGGUGAUUAUUCAGUGACAAUAUGUACCUUUCUGAAAUAUGUUGGGCAGAUGAAGUUGCCGUUUGUCAGGCCGCUGGGUUUUCUCCUAGCCAAUAUUCUUUCCUCCAGCCAGCAAUCAUUAUUUUGGGCCAAAGUCUUACAGGCUCUGAUUUAAGAUAUCCUUCAGUGGGUGACAUUAGGGAUUGACUAUAAACAUAAAGCUUGGGUGUCGCUAUUGAGCUACAGAGGUGUCCCCGGAUGUACCUUUCCAUUAUUGCAACUACUUUAUAUACUCAUGUAUAAGUUGAUGUUACAUAUAAGUUGGGGGCAGGUUUAUGGAUUUUGAUACAACCCAUUGAUAAGCCAAGGGUCAUACCACAGAGAGGGGAAGCACCACUGCCACCUCAUAGAUUCAUAGAGUUGGAAGAGACCACAAGGGCCAUCCAGUCUAAUCUUAUGUCAUUCAGAAACAUAGAAGCAACGCACCCCUGAUAGGUGGCUAUCCAGUCUCUACUUAACAACCUCAGCUACUCCUGGCUCCUACUGCUGCCAUUUUCCUACCAGGCAUUCAAAAGGGCCAGUAGCAGCUCCAUAGCUCAAAGAGUAGAGGAAGUUCCUGCCUGUUUUAAGGUCUCUUGGUGGGGUCUAAACUCUAUCCUUCUGCCACGAUAUUCAGUGAAGGAGAUAUUUUCUUUUUUUAGACAAAUGAAGGUAUAGUACUUACAUUGACCCAUGAAUAAAUCAACCUAGUUUUUGGGGGUUGAUUUUUUUUUGAUUAAAUGUCUAGACUUAAACAUGAGUAUAUCUUAUGGUGGCAAAUCACAAUACAUAGUUGCCCUUAACAAUUCAUGGAAAGAUCAAAAUUUAGGCAUUCCUUGAGAACUUAAAGAUAUAUCAGUAUAUCUUGCAUGUUUGCAUCUUUAUUAUCACUUGGAAGCCUAGAUGAUACAUACGUGAUAAACCCCUGAGCUUAAAAAAUGAUUUUGGCAGGGGACAGAACUCCAGAAUUACCCAGGUUGUUAAUUCCUGGGGCUCUACUAGCUGUGAGAUUCUGGAAUUCCAGUCCAAAAAAAUUGACUUUUCCAAACCCUAAGCAAAAGCAUUUUGGGAAAAAAUCUAUAGAGAGGCACUGUCUUCACUUGUUUCAACAGUGUAAGAGAAAUGGUAGGAAAUCUCUUUUCUUGAGGUAUAUACCUUGCAAUAACAUGGUUACAUAAUAUUGAUAAUCAUUUAUAAACAUACUGAGACAACAAUGUCUGACAGUGUUCUAAGACUUUUAUAAAUCAUGAAUUGUUUUAUCUUUUUUUAGACAGGCAGGCCUAUUUUAACCAUGCAUACACAUAAAUGAACAUAUUUGGGGUUUCAGCCUUAGAGGUCUAAGUAAGUUACCCAAACGCUGGCCUCCAUUAUUCCUGGUCUAUUAAAUUGUUAUGUAUUAUGGUAGACCACACUAAUUCUUCAUUUCUAUCAAAAUACAAGCAUAUUUUAAAAUAUUUUUUAAAACUGUUUAAAAUACGCAUUUUAUUAGCUAUGUUAACAUAAGGAUUAUUCAAAAUAACGGAAUACUAAAGAUAAUUAAGCCAUAAGUAUCUACAUUUAUAUUCUAUAUAUGCCUAAAUAGUUUUUCCCCCAGGUCCUUGAUUCAGAUCAGUUUAACAGUCCUAUUUUUAAAUGGUUGAUUGCAAUAAUAUUUGAGGGCAAUAUUCCACUGUUUUUGCUUUAUUUUAAGUUUUUAAAUCUGAGGCUUCAUUUUUUCUAUGUUAUUUCACAUAUUAUUCCUUUAACAUUUUAGCCUAUCAUAUCCUACCCAUUUUUUAGAUAUCUAAAGCAAGAACACCUGUAAAUCCAUCAGGCUAAACUCAAUAAAUGAUUGUGUAUUUGUUUACAUUUGUAUGAAAGGAGUGUUCUGAGAUAUGCAGUGCUUGUGUUGUGGCAGUUUAUGAAAGAUGCAGUAUUACUACUUUUUAUAUAAUAAUGCCAUGUUUUUAUAUUUACAUCUAUCUGACAUUCUUUUAUGUGGUAGGUUCUUCCUCAGGAACUCAGUUUAACUGUUAUUUAUUUAUCAUUUGCCUUUCAAAAGCUUCUGCUGGCACAAUUUUAUUAUUAUAUAUAUAUAAAAAAUUGAAAAUCCAAGAA
Anolis carolinensis (green anole) is the source of this 7399-nucleotide messenger RNA. It is a transcript of the gene lats2, whose product is annotated as large tumor suppressor kinase 2. Bases 598 to 3972 code for a protein of 1124 amino acids. Gene Ontology annotation, biological process: regulation of organ growth; hippo signaling; peptidyl-serine phosphorylation. Lineage: Eukaryota; Metazoa; Chordata; Lepidosauria; Squamata; Anolidae. The record is from RefSeq and is a predicted model, not a curated record. Gene Ontology annotation, cellular component: nucleus; spindle pole. The transcript has 8 exons. Gene Ontology annotation, molecular function: protein serine/threonine kinase activity; protein binding; ATP binding.